UUGGCUAGUCCUGUGCACACUCCGACCCAGGCUUACCUUUUGAUUGGCUGUUCUGCACUCUGUCCUGCGAUGGAGCCCUCCGUUCUCCUGAUUGGCUAGAUAACUACCUGCGCUCGCCCAGGAUUGGACACUGGCAAAGCUGCGAGGGUCCCCGCUCUCUGAUUCGCCGCGCGGCCCAGCCUCACGGCCUGCACCCUGAAUGGCUGCGCCACUACCUGCAAUCGGCCUCGGAUUGGGUGCGUGGCGCCUCCCCGGCGUGAUAGGUCAGGACCACCGCCCCCCUUGCUCCCCAUUGGUUGCUCGGCCAAGCCCGGUCUCCGGGUAAGAUGGCAGCGGACGGACAGUGCUCGCUCCCCGCUUCAUGGCUGCCGGUGACCCUCACCCACGUCGAAUACCCUGCAGGUGAUCUCUUUGGCCACAUCCUUGCCUACCUGAGCCUCAGCCCUAUCUUUGUUAUUGUUGGUUUUUUGACCCUCAUCAUAUUCAAGCGGGAGCUACACACGAUUUCAUUCCUCGGGGGCCUGGGACUCAAUGAAGGUGUCAACUGGCUGAUCAAACACGUCAUCCAGGAGCCUCGGCCCUGUGGAGGCCCACACACGGCAGUGGGCACUAAGUACGGGAUGCCCUCCAGCCACUCCCAGUUUAUGUGGUUCUUCUCUGUUUAUUCCUUCCUGUUCCUGUAUUUAAGAAUGCAUCAGACAAAUAACGCCAGGUUCUUGGACUUGCUGUGGAGGCACCUGCUCUCCCUGGGGCUCCUCACUGCAGCCUUUCUCGUCUCUUAUAGCAGGGUCUACCUGCUGUACCACACCUGGAGCCAGGUACUCUAUGGGGGUAUUGCUGGAAGCCUCAUGGCCAUCGCUUGGUUCAUCUUCACCCAAGAAGUCCUCACCCCACUGUUCCCCAGGAUAGCAGCCUGGCCCAUCUCCGAGUUUUUACUCAUCCGGGACACGAGCCUCAUUCCCAAUGUGCUCUGGUUUGAGUACACAGUAACCAGGGCAGAAGCCAGGAACAGACAACGCAAGCUGGGAACAAAAUUGCAGUGACUGGUGGGUGUUGCUGGGUCAAGCCUCCGAAUCUGGCCUGUACCAUGCCUUGCAUGAUGGAUGGACAUGAUGAUGGAUGGAGGGGUGAAGCAGAGACCUCUACAGACCUAAGUCACCAAGUGGAGCCUUUUUCUUUCUUACUUUAAUUUUAAUGGACAUGGUGGACCAAAGGGCUGAGUCAGGCCCUCAGUGAGGACCCUGGGAGGGCCUGCUCUCUGUGGGUCACAUGGCCAGAGACCCUGGCUCUGCUGCUGUCCGCUCCUGACUGGGUGGAAAGUGCUCUUGGCAUGGGCCCUGGGUUGGAUAGAGCACGGGGGCUCGGUCCUCUGGUCUUGAAACCAGGAACUCCAGGUGGCGAGUGCACACUAUUUAUUUUUUGGGAUUAUGGAGUCUGGGCUGAAGAGGCUGCUCUGCGGUGGCUGCCCUGUGUACAGAGGGGCCCAGGUCAGCUCCCAGGCCGUGCCCUGAGCCACAGGUUGGAUAGCCUGCCUCCUGUUGGACCUGAGUGGGGCCCUGGGGCCUGGAGCCCAUGAGUGAGCAUCCCCUGCUCUCCCUGCCACCAUUGCCAUUCCAGAACCUUGUCAGUGUUUCCUUGUCUGGGGGCAGGGCCCAGAGUGAGCACCCGUCUGUCGGCUGCUGUCAUUGUGUUCUUCCCUAUAUCAACCCAACAUCACAAGGGCUUUCUCUGGUCCUCUAUCCCCAAGACAGUAAUCCCUUCCCGACAAAAGAGCCUGCACAUAUGGGUAAGCACACCCAAGCGUUUACAGCUCCUUUUGUCUGGCCAUCCAGUAGCAUCUGUCUUCAUUCCCACUUGAACAAAGCAGGAACCAGGAGCUAGGAUUCUGGCAGUGUGGCCGUGCUGACACCCUCCCCCAUCAGCUGCCCCGUGUGCUCUGGAUUUCUCCCUGUCCUUCUGGCCUGCCCUGGAGGCUAGAAACCUGUGUGGGUUGACCCUGGAGGCUGCCUGGGUGUGGGCUCUCUGAUCCCCACCUGCCCAGCUGCAAGGGGUCCCUCUUCGGGCCUCUCUCUGAGUUGCCCUGCCACGGUUGUGGAGAUGCUUCCAGAACUGAAGCAGCCCCUGGGGACUGUGUUUGACACCCCCCCCCCUUUUCUUUGUGGAGGUUCCUAACCUGCUGCUGAAGCACAAGUUUUUGGUGCUUUCCUUUCGUGUUUGUUAAAGGCUGUGUCCAAGCCCCUCGAGAUGCCAGGGCCAGGGCUGGUUUCUAGAGAGGUAGGUCAGUCAUGUUCCCUCUUCUUCCCCUAGGAUUUUUAUUUUUUACUUUUUGCCUGAGACAAGCCAAGUGUGAGGUGGUUUAAGAAAAUAAAUGAAAUUGUUUACUAUUGUUUUAAAAUAAAAUCUGAAACUCUG
This is a messenger RNA of Microtus oregoni (creeping vole), 2412 nucleotides long. It is a transcript of the gene Dolpp1, whose product is annotated as dolichyldiphosphatase 1. Gene Ontology annotation, cellular component: endoplasmic reticulum membrane; intracellular membrane-bounded organelle. Gene Ontology annotation, biological process: protein N-linked glycosylation; lipid biosynthetic process. NCBI's taxonomy places the organism in Eukaryota, Metazoa, Chordata, Mammalia, Rodentia, Cricetidae. The record is from RefSeq and is a predicted model, not a curated record. Gene Ontology annotation, molecular function: dolichyldiphosphatase activity. Bases 327 to 1043 code for a protein of 238 amino acids. The transcript has 8 exons.